Messenger RNA from Homalodisca vitripennis (glassy-winged sharpshooter), 3574 nucleotides. Its product is annotated as putative dipeptidase TSTA_079200. Gene Ontology annotation, molecular function: metallodipeptidase activity. Gene Ontology annotation, biological process: proteolysis. The record is from RefSeq and is a predicted model, not a curated record. NCBI's taxonomy places the organism in Eukaryota, Metazoa, Arthropoda, Insecta, Hemiptera, Cicadellidae. The coding region runs from base 16 to 2256 and encodes 746 amino acids. The transcript has 14 exons.
UGGCGAAGGUGGUACAUGCGUCUUCAUGGAUCUCCGACACCCCUAGGAUACAUUUUUAUAAUUCGAAGGGAAAUUUUUCUAUUUUUAAGGGUUGUGAUGCGUGGCUACGAUGACUAUCCAGUGGAGCAAGAAACCGUGUUCGACUCUAGGCCGCCGUUCCGCAGCCCCCAGGAGGCCUACUACAAGCGCCCCCACCGCCCGCGGCGGUACAGCGCAGGGGCAGACACCACGCGGCAGAUCUACCGCACCUUCAGUGACGACCAGAAGAUGCUGAUACACGCCGCGAUGCCGGGUGUCCCUGGGGAGUUGUACGCCUGCCCGGACACGAGGUGCUACGGCUCCACCCCCAGGAGAUCGCGCCGGCUCUGUCCCGACGAGUGUGUCGGCGUCUACGACCCCGGAGAAAUGUCCGUGUGUUGUUGUGAGGACGAGUGGUACACCAGAGGCGGUCAGCCCACCGUGUACUUCGCGAGUGACAUCCCACCGUGUCCACCCGCGCCGGCAGUCAGUAAUCCCGCGCUGUACCGGGAAGUCCUGACCCCCACGCAUCCUUACCCUCAGACUCCCACACGUCCUUACAGGGAACAGGCUCACACCCCCACGCGAUCCCAUUACCGUGACUCCCAGGUUCAGACUCCGACCAGAACCCAUCACCUGUACAGAGAUCGAUCGGUCAGCCGCAGUUCCAGCCGCGAGCUCAAGAUGAACGGCCACGGCAGCGCCCCCUACAGCCAGAGGGGCCGCCGGGAGGACACAGACUCUGAGGAGGAUAUCGUGAGCGCCGCGGGGCCCCUGGCCGCCGAGUGCCGCUGUGCCUGCGACCACAUCAUUAACGGCAGCUACCGUCAGCUUAAAGAGGAAGAUAGCACCCAAUUUCCCCCAGACGUGACUCAACCGAACAAAGAGGAGGUUACGUUCUACCCUCGACACCCGCCCUCUACCACGUCUACUUCUACUACAACAGGCUGCAUGUUGCUGACAGACUUGUUCAGUUCCGGGGGUUUGCGGGGGCGGCACCGAUGGCUGGUGGGGGUGGCGGUCCUCCUGGCAGCGGCGGCGGGAGUGGGCGUCCCUUUGGCUCUUAGUAUCCAAGCCGGAGCUAGCUACGAGGAGCGACUAGAGAUGGCUCACAAAUUGCUCAGGGAGACCCCAUUGGUGGAUGGACAUAAUGAUCUGCCUUGGAACAUCCGGAAGUUCGUGCACAACCGUCUGAACGAGUUCCGAUUCGGAGAAGACCUGCGGCAAGUGCCGCCUUGGUCCUUGAGUGCCUGGUCCCACACGGACUUGCAGAGGUUAAGGGCGGGCCACGUCUCUGCACAGUUUUGGGCGGCGUAUGUGCCUUGUGAAUCUCAGUUCAAGGACGCUGUGCAGUUGACCUUGGAACAGAUUGACGUUAUCAAGCGACUCACUGACAAGUACCACCCUCCCCUCACUUACUGUACUUCUGCCAAAGAGAUCUUCGAGGCACACUCUAGAGGGGAUAUGUGCAGCCUCAUAGGAGUUGAGGGUGGUCAUUCUCUAGCUAACAGUCUGCCUGUGCUGAGGGUUCUGUAUAGUUUAGGUGUGCGCUAUCUCACCCUCACCUCCACAUGCAACACACAAUGGGCCGAUUCUUCUUUAGUUGAGCUGCCUGGGCGGAAGGCCCAACACGGUGGCUUGACAAACUUUGGGAAGAUAAUAGUGAAGGAGAUGAACCGGCUCGGCAUGAUUGUAGACCUCUCCCACGUCUCUUUGUCCACGAUGAAAGCCGCCUUGGAAGUUAGCAAAGCGCCUGUCGUGUUUUCCCAUUCUUCCGCUAGAGCGCUCUGCAAUAGCUCCCGUAAUGUGCCUGACAACAUCCUAGCCUCUGUGGGUCUCAACGGAGGCCUGGUGAUGGUCAACUUCUACUCACAGUUUCUGACUUGCAAAGACACCGCUACCGUCGCCGAUGCUGCUGCGCAUAUCAACCAUAUUCGCAACAUUGCUGGAGUGGACAGCGUGGGGCUGGGAGCCGGGUACGAUGGCAUUAAUCUGACCCCUAAAGGGCUGAAGGACGUGUCUAGUUACCCUGCUCUGUUCGCCGAGCUGAUCGGCUCCGGCCUCUGGCAGAUAGAGGAUCUCAAAAAACUAGCGGGUCUCAACUUCCUUAGGGUCAUGAAGCAGGUUGAGAAGGUGAGGGACGAUUUGGCUAAAUCUGGUGUGGAGCCUUACGAGGAUACGAUCAACCCACGUUACCUGAAAGGACGUACCAACUGCACGUCACAGGAUCCUUUUUAAUGAAAUUUUUUAUUGCAGGCCACUGCCAUAUAGCUUAAGAUUCGAAGGCUUGUCAAGGCCCUCCAAGAUCCACACCGUCAACGGCUGUAGCCUUCCCGCCAGAAGUAGACUUUAAAGACACCAGACCAUGUGACAGGGUCACGUGACCGUCUCGUCGUUGCCGGUUGUUAACAAUCUUGCGUGAUAAUCAUGGACAUCGUUAACAAAUUGUAGUGAUGCAACCAAUUCAUAAUAUUCCUAUUACACUGAUUGUUAGAACGGCUAAUUCUUGUAAAUACUGGAAACAGGGAAAUGGUUUUUAUAAAAGUAAAAUUAUAAGCUUAAGAAAAGACCAAUUUCAAUUUACUGCUGUACUGUAGAAGAACUAGUUUGGUAGUGUAUUAUACAAUAAACUAGGUUGCGACGUCCUUGUGACUUAAUAAAUUCUUCUUGUCUUCUUUAUAUUUGUAAUAUUAAAGUACAAAAUAUUGUUAAAACUAAAAAUUAUAUUCGCGAGUUCAAGCAAUAAAACGCUUCACUAUGUUGUUGAGCCUAAAUAAAAAAUAUUCUUUAAAAUAUAAUUUUGCAGUAAUAUUAAUAAGUAAAUUAUUUAUAAUAAUUCAUUUGUAGAACUAAGCAAUUUACGUAUGUCACUUAAAAACAUAUCAUGAGUGAUUUAAACAUGUGACCUAAGUAUAUUUUAUAUAUUUAUUAAUACAUUGUUUAUUGUUAGCUUGAAUAAAUUUUCUUCGUGUUCUAUCGUUGGGCUUAAGUGCUUUAUUUAGUUGUUGAGUUGAUCAACUUAGGAAAUGUUAAAAAUCAUGUGCCAAAGUAAGUUUUGCUAAAACUAUUUCAGGUAGUAAAAUUGCGCAGUGAAAAGUUAUGUACAACUAAAGCCAUAGUAGUUAUUUUGAUAAAACAAUAUAAAAGAAAUUCUUUGCACACGUAAUGAAUAUGUUGCUGUCAGAAGCUCUAUAGUAAUAUUAUGGAAUCAUUGUUUUUCCUAAUUGCUUAUAACUAUUAUCAGUUCUGUCUCUUUUGAUUGAAAUAAAUAUUACCGUAUAUGUAUUUGUAUUAAUAGUUAAGUGUCAAAUUAUUUCAAUAACAUAAACUAGUGCCAAAAUAAAUACUUCCAAAAUGAACCAAAGUCAAUUUAUUAGCUAUUGAACUCUAACAAAGUUACUCGGUUCAUGUAUGAUAUUAAACAUUUCAUUAUCGUUUCCAAAUAAACUGAUACUUAAUUAUACAUGAUUUUGUACUUUACAUCUUUACACAAGGUGCUAGACUACUUUAAACACUAAGGAAUUAUUUAGGUUAAGUUAGUUUUUGAGCUUAUUUC